Messenger RNA from Melampsora larici-populina 98AG31, 756 nucleotides. RefSeq lists its product as uncharacterized. The record is from RefSeq and is a predicted model, not a curated record. Bases 1 to 756 code for a protein of 251 amino acids. NCBI's taxonomy places the organism in Eukaryota, Fungi, Basidiomycota, Pucciniomycetes, Pucciniales, Melampsoraceae. The transcript has 2 exons.
AUGACUAAGAGUUCAAUCACGUCAAAGGCGAUUAGGGCGAGCCGUCGAGUCCAAGGUCUGGAAGUUAGCCCCGAAGGAGGUACAGGUACCUUAGGAGAGAACGUGGCGGGACCGUCAAACUCCGAACCAAACCUCAUUUCAACUAACGAACACCAAGAGGAGGAUAACGAACACUCCAAGACAGACGACGACGCAAAUGAAUUAGGAGGCCAGUCAGAACUCAACGAGAAACGUCAACCAGAUCCAUUGAAAGAGAAGCGUAGACCGGAUCCCCCACAAAGCCAUAAUUACUCUAAUUUCAUCGGAAACGUUCCCAUUCCUUUCCCAGCAGAGACGAACCCACUCUUCAACGCGACAAUUAGAGUCCCAAAAGGCAAAGAAAGAGCAGAACGAUCCUCUUCCGAUAUAGACGACUUAGCAGGUGACUUUGUGGAUGACAAUUACGACUCAAGAGGAACCUCAGACGAUUUAGAAGUUGAAGAAUUAGACGAUCACCAAGGAUCUUCCCCUUCCUUAGGAUCUUCAAACGGAGAGGAAGAACCAAACAGCUCAAGCUCCAGCUCCGAUUCCGACAGCGAAGAAAGCGAAGAGGAUUUGUCAUCAGAGAGCGGGUCAGAAGACUCAGAAAGAGAAGUAAAGAAAGAACCAUUAUCUCUACUACACUCCCUUCCUAAAAACCACUCCACAUUCCACUUUUUGAUCUCGUCCGGCGAAGAACGAUUCCCUUAUCCAUCUAUAUUACUCGGUGACGAUUAA